GAAGCUUUUCCCCCACCGCGGGGGGGGGACACCGGCCGCCCCCCCCGAAAGGAUGCACCGACGUCCGUGAGCGGGGUUUUGGGGGAGCGGAGCUGCCCCGCACCGGGGCAUGAGACCGGGCAACUCGUCACACAGGUCCGGCCCCUCCGCGGCUUCGGCGAUGCUGCCGGGGAAAGCGGAGAAGAGGAUCGCUUCGUCGGUCUUCAUCACCCUGGUGCCACCGCGGAGGGAGGCGGCCGCCAAGGAGAAAACCCAAAGGGAGCUGCAGCCGGAUGGUGCCGAAGUCCCGGGCACCCAUCGCCCCUGGACCCCACCGCCGCGGCCCCCCACAUUGCCCAACGGAGAAACCCGCCCAGCGGCCCCUGUGCCUUCAUCCCCACCGAUCCUCGUCCUCUCCGAAGCGCCCCAGCCCUUGUCCGCAGAGGCGCUGGGUCCGGCGCUGCAGCAACUGGACCUUGCAGCACCCACCACCCUCCAGGCCCCUUCUGCCUUCCCUGCCGAAUUGAGGCCGCCCAAAUUUUGCCAGGAGCAAGCAGGCAAGCCGCAGUGGCAGGAUGCAAAUGGGUACCCGGAGAGGGACGGCUCCAGAGACAUCUGCGCCUUCUGCCACAAAGCAGUGGGACCCCGGGAGCCGACGGUGGAGGCGAUGAGGAAGCAGUACCACGCCGACUGCUUCACCUGCAGGACCUGCCACCGGCUCCUGGCCGGCCAGCGCUACUACCAAAAAGACGGGCGCCCCAUGUGCAACGCCUGCUACCAGGCCACGCUGGAGAAAUGCGCCAAGUGCCGGGGGCUGAUCACGGAACGCAUCGUCCGUGCCCUGGGCAAGGGCUACCAUCCCGGCUGCUUCUCCUGCGCCGCCUGCGGCCGGGCCAUCGGCGCCGAGAGCUUCGCCGUGGACGAGCGGGACGAGGUGUACUGCGUGGCCGACUUUUACAGGUUGGGGAGCAUCCCCUACGUUGCGGGUGGGUGGGUGGGGGGUGUUUCGGCUCAUCCCCGUCACCCCACAGGGCUCACGCCGUUCCUUGUUGCUCCCAUCAGGAAAUACGCCGCGGUGUGCAGCGCCUGCGAGCACCCCAUCGUCCCCUGCGAGGACAAGGACACCUACAAGAUCGAGUGCCUGGGACGCAGUUUCCACGAGAGCUGCUACCGCUGCGAGAGCUGCGGGACACCCCUGUCACCGGAGCCAACGGAGAACGGGUGCUACCCCCUGGACGACCACCUCCUCUGCAAGUCCUGCCACGUCCGCCGGCGAAACGAGUCGUCCUGCUAAAACCUUGCGGCUCGACCUCCAUCUUCCAGCGCCGGACACCAAAAAGGGGGUGCACCCACUGGGAUGCACCCCGCAGCCGGUCCUGGGUGCCCGCUGUACCCCCAAAUAGCUGCAGGACCGGUGUUUUCGUCACCAAAACGUACCCGGGACCCCGACCCGCUGGGCUGGCCAGGCGGAGAAGCGCAGAUGUAGUGUCCCGGCAUGGCUCUGCGCUCUUUACGAACGUAAAAAGCCCUGGCAGAGCAGCGGUGGUGGAGGAGCUGAGGUUUCGUUCACUUAUUUCUUUUUUUAAACUCCUUUUUCUGAGGCCGGUUUGGUUUUCUUGGGUGUUUUUUCUUUCUUCUCAAGCUUCCUUGGGGUUUCACUUUAAACAUUUCUCUCUGCGGUGACACAGAGAGCGGGCACUGAUUUAGUUACUCGCAGUUAAAUAAAACCCCGAGUUUAAAAACCUUCGUUUCUUUCAUCCACCCUGCAUU
This is a messenger RNA of Gymnogyps californianus (California condor), 1749 nucleotides long. RefSeq names its product filamin binding LIM protein 1 (gene FBLIM1). Gene Ontology annotation, molecular function: filamin binding. The transcript has 7 exons. Gene Ontology annotation, cellular component: focal adhesion; stress fiber. The coding region runs from base 110 to 1273 and encodes 387 amino acids. The record is from RefSeq and is a predicted model, not a curated record. Gene Ontology annotation, biological process: cell-cell adhesion. NCBI's taxonomy places the organism in Eukaryota, Metazoa, Chordata, Aves, Accipitriformes, Cathartidae.